Messenger RNA from Cercocebus atys (sooty mangabey), 823 nucleotides. RefSeq names its product keratin-associated protein 4-4. The transcript is spliced from 3 exons. Lineage: Eukaryota; Metazoa; Chordata; Mammalia; Primates; Cercopithecidae. Gene Ontology annotation, cellular component: keratin filament. Bases 1 to 822 code for a protein of 273 amino acids. The record is from RefSeq and is a predicted model, not a curated record.
AUGGUCAACUCCUGUUGUGGUUCUGUGUGCUCUGACCAGGGCUGUGGCCUAGAGAACUGCUGCCGCCCCAGCUACCACUUGCUGCAGCCCACCUGCUGCCGCCCCAGCUGCUGUCAGACCACUUGCUGCAGGACCACCUGCUGCCGCCCCAGCUGCUGUGUGUCCAGCUGCUGCAGGCCCCAGUGCUGCCAGUCUGUGUGCUGCCAGCCCACCUGCUGCCGCCCCAGCUGCUGUGUGUCCAGCUGUUGCAGACCCCAGUGCUGCCAGACUACCUGCUGUAGGACCACCUGCUGCCGCCCCAGCUGCUGUGUGUCCAGCUGCUGCAGGCCCCAGUGCUGCCAGACUACCUGCUGUAGGACCACCUGCUGCCGCCCCAGCUGCUGCAGGCCCCAGUGCUGCCAGUCUGUGUGCUGCCAGCCCACCUGCUGCCGCCCCAGCUGCUGUGUGUCCAGCUGCUGCAGGCCCCAGUGCUGCCAGACUACCUGCUGUAGGACCACCUGCUGCCGCCCCAGCUGCUGCAGGCCCCAGUGUUGCCAGUCUGUGUGCUGCCAGCCCACCUGCUGCCGCCCCAGCUGCUGUGUGACCACCUGCUGCCACCCUAGCUGUUGCAUUUCCAGCUGCUGCCAUCCUUCCUGCAGUAUCUCCAGCAGCAGUAGCUCCUCCUCCUGUGGUUUCAGCUGCUUCAGGCCCUCCUGCUGCAUCUCCAGUUGCUGCCACCCCAGCUGCUGCCAGACCACCUGCUGCAGAACUCAGUGUUUUCAAACCAACUGCUGUGUGUCCAGUUGCUGCCGUCCCAACUGCUGCCAGACCACGUGCUGCUGAC